Messenger RNA from Oncorhynchus tshawytscha (Chinook salmon), 1168 nucleotides. It is a transcript of the gene eci1, whose product is annotated as enoyl-CoA delta isomerase 1. The record is from RefSeq and is a predicted model, not a curated record. The coding region runs from base 89 to 1000 and encodes 303 amino acids. Gene Ontology annotation, biological process: fatty acid beta-oxidation. Gene Ontology annotation, cellular component: mitochondrion. The transcript has 7 exons. Lineage: Eukaryota; Metazoa; Chordata; Actinopteri; Salmoniformes; Salmonidae. Gene Ontology annotation, molecular function: enoyl-CoA hydratase activity.
GGCCCCGCCUCCUCUGUAGGUUCCUCCUCCAGGGCAGAGCAGCGCAGCCGCAGUGUGUGUCCUGUUUCUGUCAACUUGACGAGUCGAGAUGGCAAAUGUGUUGAGAAAUUCCGCCAAAUUCGGGUUUUCAGGUGUGUUGUCCCAGUUGUCCAUCCACAGUAGACAUGGGAGAGAGUGUGUGUCGCCGUGCUUCUCUCUGCAGCAGAGAAACAACUCUACCUCACCUAAGAUCAAGGUGGACCUGGACAACAGUACAGGUGUAGCUGUGUUGAGGAUGCAGAGCCCCCCUGUCAACAGUCUGAGUCUGGACUUCCUCACUGAGUUCUGUAUCAAUCUGGAGAAACUAGAGAUGGAUAAGAGUUGUAGAGGUCUGAUCAUCACCUCGACCCUCUCCAAGGUGUUCUCUGCGGGGCUAGACAUCAUGGAGAUGUAUGGGAAAAGUCCAGAGCGCUGUGGAGAGUUCUGGAAGGCUGUUCAGGAGAUGUGGCUCAAACUCUACGGAUCCAACAUGGCCACCAUAGCUGCCAUCAACGGAUCUAGUCCAGCAGGUGGCUGUCUCAUGUCUAUUGGAUGUGACUAUAGGAUCAUGGCUGAUAAUCCUCGUUACAGCAUCGGACUCAACGAGACUCAGCUCGGCAUCGUAGCCCCCUUCUGGUUUAAAGACACGCUGGUGAACACGGUUGGUAACCGGGCAGCAGAGCUGUCGUUGGAGCUGGGUCUGUUGUACAGUGCUCCUGAUGCCCUGAAGAUCGGCCUGGUGGACCAGUUAGUCCCUGAGGACCAGGUCCUCUCCACUGCACAGGACACCAUGUCCAAGUGGCUGGCUGUACCAGACCAUGCCAGACAGAUCACCAAGUCCAUGAUGAGGAAACAGACCAUUGACAAGCUGCUGUCCAACAGGGAAGCUGACAUCACCAACUUUGUGAGCUUCAUCACUAAAGACUCCAUCCAGAGGUCCCUGCGCAUGUACCUGGAGAUGCUCAAGAGUAGAAAGGCCUAGUCUGGGGCCCGACCGGCUCCCCCAUUCCCUGUAAAGUGCCCUUACCCCUAUAGGCCCUGGUCAAAAGUAGUGCCCUCAGUCCUAUAGGCCCUGGUCAAAAGUAGUGCCCUCAGUCCUAUAGGCCCUGGUCAAAAGUAGUGCCCUCAGUCCUAUAGGCCCUGGUCUAAA